This is a messenger RNA of Anoplopoma fimbria (sablefish), 1073 nucleotides long. RefSeq names its product B9 protein domain 1 (gene b9d1). NCBI's taxonomy places the organism in Eukaryota, Metazoa, Chordata, Actinopteri, Perciformes, Anoplopomatidae. Gene Ontology annotation, biological process: cilium assembly. The transcript is spliced from 7 exons. Gene Ontology annotation, cellular component: MKS complex. Bases 130 to 759 code for a protein of 209 amino acids. The record is from RefSeq and is a predicted model, not a curated record.
GCAGCCGUCGCCUUAGCAACAGAUAGGGUUUGGGUGCUUUGCGGAGCAUCAGGAUUCUUCUAAACUGGGUGGAACUGUCGUAAAAAGGCAAAAACGCCUUAAAUCUCCAGGUUGCUGACUGAAGCCGGGAUGGCUACAAGCAGCCCGUCCGUGUUCCUCCUCACGGUGAACGGGCAGAUUGAGGGAGCAAACUUUCCAGAUUAUGACAACUUGUACUGCAAAUACUGUUUUGUGUACGGACACGACUGGGCUCCAACCUCUGGGCUGGAGGAAGGCAUCACUCAGAUAACAUGUAAAGGCAGUCAGGCUUCACACAAACUGAUCUGGAACUUCCCUCUGGAGACGACGUUUAAGAGCACAAACCCCUCUGGAUGGCCUCAGCUGGUGGUGAGUGUUUACGGUCCAGAUGUGUUUGGCAACGACGUGGUCAGAGGCUACGGAGCAACACACAUCCCCAUCACACCUGGACAACAUACACGAACCAUCCCCAUGUUUGUUCCUGAGCCCACAUGGAGACUUCAGAAAUUCACAAGCUGGCUGUUGGGGCGGCGGCCUGAGUACACAGACCCUAAAGUAGUGGCCCAGGGUGAAGGCAGAGAAGUGACGCGGGUUCGCUCCCAAGGCUUCGUCACCGUCUCCUUUCACAUCAUCACUAAAGACAUGAAGAAACUGGGUUACGACACGGGACCAUCAAGCCCCUCGAACACACCGUCUGCCACGUCGGGCUGGUCGACAGAGGAACAACCGCACAACACGUAACAACACCAGAGACUGUUCAGAGAGAUUUUGUACACAGAUUUUUGUAAAUUUUUUGGAGCGUUUGGCCCCCACCGAAAUGAAAGCUCGACACUCAUGUUACAUGUUAAACGACUCGUGUGCUAAAUACACAAAACUGCAAAUACACUAACUGCAGAAAGUGGCAACAGUGUAAGGGGCAACUAUGACCAAUCAGAACACACACAUCACUCCUUUAUCAAGAUUUUUUUAGUAAAUGUAUACGAGACUUCUUUUUAUGUAAUUUUAGAUAUUUCAGUUUGAUUCAAUUUUUACUUUUUUAAAUAAAUAUAAUUCAU